This is a messenger RNA of Psilocybe cubensis, 324 nucleotides long. RefSeq lists its product as uncharacterized. The record is from RefSeq and is a predicted model, not a curated record. Lineage: Eukaryota; Fungi; Basidiomycota; Agaricomycetes; Agaricales; Agrocybaceae. The transcript is spliced from 2 exons. The coding region runs from base 1 to 324 and encodes 107 amino acids.
AUGUACCACCGAUGUGUUUUGGCGCUUCUUGCCUUCGCCAUUUGCCUUGCUACAGCGGCUCCUGUACUUGCUCGAGCAGAAUCAGCUUUGACAAGUGAAGAUGCAUCCACACCUUCCAGUUUUCUGCAACUCGCUCUUCCUGUGGUCGCUUCCACAGAGUCUCAGACGGAGAGUGUAGAAGAAUCAUCAUCUUCAACCACAUUUGGCACGAGAAAACUUCUCAAUAUCUUGCAAAGAUAUAACAAUGGGUGGUCGUCAUCCCCACUACCCAGCCAUUCAUCAACAUCCCUUCGCCGCCGGUUCACUCGUAGGUAUGCCCAUUGA